AUGCUUUUCUGGGCUGUCAUCACUUCCUUGCUGCUCUCUGUCUCUGGUGACAGACCAGCAUGCUCAACUUUAGAAACGACUGAAACAACAAAUUUCCUCAUUAGGAAAUUGGAGGAACAAAGAGUUGGAACCUGCAACUGUAGUGAGAAUGCCACCAACUGUUUAUGUCUUCCUAUACCAUCAGACAACUGCAUCACCUCAUGUUUUCAUGAUGGGCUGAGGAAGAUGAGCCGGGCUCUGCCUAUAAUUGACAGAGUUGACCUACAGAGGGUGAAUACUUCCAUUCAGAUUCUGCAGAUUCUCCAGUGCGAACCCUUCUCUUGUAAGGAGCCCUGCAAUGCCACAGCUACAGGCAACAUGGUGGAGUUUCUCUAUGCCAUCCAGGGGAAUCUCCAGAAAGCCGGCCACAGAUAAUGAGCAAGCAACAUUGUUAUUUAUCCUAUUUAUUAUCCAAUUUUGUAAAUUGAAGCACAAUAAUUCACAUUAAAAGUGAAAAUGAGAACCAACACAAGAACUGAAGGCCAGAAACCUCUUGUUAAAACUGUGUUCUUUUCAGUUUUGAAUAAAACUGUUCACUAAAAAGAGAAUCUGUAUUAGCCUGCCUAUCUCUUUCUCUCUCUUUCCUGGGUCAAAAGACAGAGACAC
Messenger RNA from Tachyglossus aculeatus (Australian echidna), 645 nucleotides. It is a transcript of the gene IL9, whose product is annotated as interleukin 9. Lineage: Eukaryota; Metazoa; Chordata; Mammalia; Monotremata; Tachyglossidae. The transcript has 5 exons. Bases 1 to 414 code for a protein of 137 amino acids. The record is from RefSeq and is a predicted model, not a curated record.